Clupea harengus (Atlantic herring) is the source of this 6812-nucleotide messenger RNA. It is a transcript of the gene evpla, whose product is annotated as envoplakin a. Lineage: Eukaryota; Metazoa; Chordata; Actinopteri; Clupeiformes; Clupeidae. The record is from RefSeq and is a predicted model, not a curated record. The transcript is spliced from 23 exons. Gene Ontology annotation, cellular component: membrane; cytoskeleton; intermediate filament. The coding region runs from base 290 to 6319 and encodes 2009 amino acids. Gene Ontology annotation, molecular function: structural molecule activity; cadherin binding. Gene Ontology annotation, biological process: intermediate filament cytoskeleton organization; wound healing.
UCUAGGUGUUGGACCCACACCUGCCACCCAGGGCGGAGUCUUGUGACAAACCAGUUUCAUGUUUUUAGGACUGCUCUGACGUUCACAAGAGGGAGGGAGGGAGGGGGGAGGGGGGGGGGCAGAGAGAGAAGGUAGGGUGUGCGUGUGUGUGUGAGAGAGAGAGAGGCAGUAGGACAGGUGAGAGCCCAGAAGGCCACAGGAGGGUGAAGGAGACAGCUGAGCACUCUUAUACCCAACACAAACAACGCAACACAAAGCAGAGGGAUCUUGACUCAAGCAGGCGUUCAGGAUGUUUAAGAAGAAGGAUACUGUCAAAAGCCCUGGCAAGGGCGAUGGAACGCUCAAAGGCUCCAGCAAGUCCAAACAGCAGUUCAGCAACUUGGCCUUGGUGAUCGCGCGCAUGCAGAAGAAUGCUGACCAGGUGGAGAAAGACGUGCUGCGGGCCGAGGAGCUCAUGGUCCUGGAUAAUGAAAAUAAAAACAAAGAGCUGCCAUUCCAGCAUCAGGAGGUGGUGGCGGACUGUUUGGGGCAGGCUGAGGGUCUCCUGAAGGACCUCUUUCUGGACGUGGACAGAUCCAAGAAGAUGGGUCACCCACAGGCAGGCGAAAUCGAGAAUGAUGUCAGCCACCUGCAUGAGCGCUGGCUGAAGGACUGUGCCAUCCAUCGGGACGUGUACGACCCCGUAGAUGAUGUGGAACUAGUCCCCAGAAUUCACUGGGCUCAAGUGCUCAAUGAGAAACAGAGGCAGGUAAACACCGAGGAGUUUGGACCUACUUUGGCUGAUGUGGAGAAACAGACUGCCGCCCAUAACAUCCUACAUAAAGAGAUUGAGGCCUACAACUCUCAGAUGAGCCCUGGGACCACCAGCUCCAAGGAGGAGUACGCUGAUAUCAAGAAGCAGUACACCAAUCUUUUAGACAACUCAAAAUGGCGGCGGCAUUACCUCAGCAGUCUGUAUGACUACAUGCACGGCUGCAAGAAGGAGCUGAAGUACCUGGGCGACGAGGAGAAUAAGAUUCUCAAGCAGGACUGGAGUGACCACAUGGUGAACCCACCUGACGUCCGCAGGGAGUAUGAGAACUUCAAGAACAACAGCCUGCUCUCCCACGAGGCUGAGGUGAACCGGCUGCAGGACGACGGGGAUCGGCUCGUCGAGCUGAAGCAUCCUGCCAGUGCCGUAGUGGAGGCCCAGAGAGAGGAACUGCGGAACACCUGGCAAAAAUUCCUCAACCUGUGCAUCUGCCAAGAGGUGCAUCUGGAGAAUGUGGAGGAACACAAAAAGUACCAACUUGAUGCAGAUAUCUUGUCAGAGUCUCUUACCAAACUUCGCUCCACUCUGGACCCCAAAGUCCUCAGUGGCAUGACCAACCCUGAAAUCCUUCUCCAACUUCAGGCAGAGGAAGGGAUACUGCAGAGGAGCGAACAGCAGCUGGCCGACCUCAGGAAGAGGAGCACGACCAUCGCCCCCCUCAAACUCCGCCGUGCCACUCCCAGCCGAUCCAAGGCCAUAGAGGCACUGUGUGACUGGAGCACGCCAAGUCCUGACUCGCUGAACCGCGGGGAAAUCUUCACUCUGAAGGCCAACUCUGACAAUGAGAACUGGGAGGUGCUGUCCAGUGAUGGUGUCACCAAAGCCUUCCCAGGAGUCUGCUUCCUGGUCCCCCCACCAGACCCUGACGCCAUCGACAAAGUAGAUUUGCUUGGGCGUGAGCUUGCCGAUUUGAAAAAGAAGAGAGCAGCACUGCAAUCCUCCCUGAAGAACCAUGCCACCGAGGCAUCAAAGUCUCAGCAAGCUGCGCCUGUGGCAGCAGCCCCAGAGAACCCCAAAGCCCUGGAGCUGGCCGGUCGUCUCGGCAACCUGGAAAAAGACUUGGCCCAAACGGAGCAGGGCAUCCUGAGCCGUCUCAGAGCCCCGCUGGACCGUAGUGACCCCGCUAAGGACCUCGCCGGCAGGAUGAAGGAACAGGAGAAAGCUGCCGAAGCAUUAAAGGCUUUGGAGCAACAGAAGGCGGCUGCUCAGAUCGAGAUAGAGCCCCUCCUGGACCAAAAAGCCAAUGGGCCAACUUUGUCUUCGCUGCCAGAGAAACUGAGCUUGGCCAAAAACAGACAAGACAGUCUUGCGGCCCUUGCUGACUUGUACACAAAAAAGGCUAACGCCUCUCUGAAGUUGGAGAACCAGAUCAAGAAAGUGGAUGGCGUAGUGUCUGGGCUAGAGAAGAAGCUGAGUGAGGAUGGACCCAUUCCAGAUGCACCCAAUGCUAUUCAGACACAGUUGCAGGAGGUCCAGAGCCUAAAGAAAGAGGCGGCUAAUGCCCAGCCUGAGACUCAGAAGCUGAGUGAGGACCUGGAGGCCACGGAGAAGCUGUGCAGCUCCCUCCAGCAGGGCUACCAGGAGUACUGCCCAGACAUCGGGCGGCAGAGGUCAGAGGUGAGCGGCCUCCAAAGCCGCAACGCUCGUCUGGCCAACCAGCUUGAAGAGAGGGAGAAACUUUUGCAAAGUGCCGCCAUCAAAAAUCAAGACUUCAACAAUGUGAGUCAAUCACUCGACUCCUUCCUGAACAACCUGCCUAGUAACAAUGUCAGCCCCAGCGAUGACCUGGCAGAAGUCAACGCAAAGCAGAUUUCUCAGGAGAGGGUGGUGGAGGACAUCAAGCGUAAAGGGGAUGACAUUGACAGAGUUAUGGACCUGUCUUCUGAGCUGCAGGAUCUCCUCAAUGACUAUGAGACUAACUGUGACACGUACAAUGGAACACUGGAGGAUGCUGGACCCACCGAUGCCAAAAGGCCGAACACUUCAUCCCUUGUGGACACCGUGCAGAAACAGGAAAAAGCUUUGGUGAACCAUUAUGCUGUAACUGCUGCAGAGAAUGACCAACUGCUGAACAAGCUUGGUUUGGCCAAGAACAUCAUGGCACAGAAUGAAGAAAAGGUAACCAUGGUAGCACAGCAGCAGCAAGCGCAGCUGCAGAGCCAACAGAGAUCUCUAGACGAGACAGACAGUCUGCAGAAAGAGCUGGACGGGGAGGUGUCCAGACGCAGCCAUGCUGAGACUGACCUUAAGACCUAUAAGGACAGGCUGUUGUCCUUGAAGAGCCGCAGAGGCGUUCAGCGUAUUGAGGAGAAGGAGGUGCUGCAGUACUACCGUGACCCCAAAAUGGAGGCCGACCUGGAAGACCUACAGAACAAAGCUCAUGAGGAAGCCCUCAAGCGCACAGGCAUCCAGAGUGAGAUCGAGGUCGCCGGCACAAAAAUCUCAAAAAUGGAGAAGGAAAUUAAGAACGUAGAGCCCAAGUUGGUUACCAGAGAAGUGACAAAAUUUGAGAGAGAUCCCCAACUUGAUGUCGAAGCAGCCAAAGUAAACGAUCAGAUACAAAAGCUGAAGGAACAAAUCGGUACAAAUGAUAAAGAGGCAGCUCAUCUGCAAACAGAGGUUACUAUUUUGGAGCAGAAGAAGCCAAACAUCAAACAGAAGGUGGUGCAGAGGGAAGUGGUGAGAGUGGAGAAGGACCCAGAGAUGCUGAAGGCCGUCCGAACAUUUGAGACGGAGAUAGCCGAUGAAGGUGAAAAGAGCAGAUCCAUCAACAGUGAGAUCUUUCAAACGAGAAGUCAGAUCAAUACACUGGAGAGACUGAUUCCAACCUUAGAGCCUAAGAUCGUUAUCAAAGAGGUGAAGACAGUCGAACAGGAUCCCGAGGCCCUGAAGGAGUCGGAAAAGCUCAAGCUACUUUUGGAUGAGGAGAAAAAAGAAUGCGGUAGUCUCCAAAAAGAACUCUCUGAGCUACAAACACACAUGAGCCAGGUGAAAGAGUUAAAACCAAAAAUGGAGGUCAAAGAGAUCAUUAAUGAGAUCUAUAGGGUCUCACCACAGACUGAGGAGGAAAUGACACGUCUGAAGAAGGAGCGGCAGGACGCCGUGAAACGAAACUCGGAUCUUGAGUAUGACAUCAGACGAGUGAAGUCAGACCUGGAAGAUCUGAGAGCACAGCCUCCUCAGGUUGAGUGGAAAGAGGUUACCCAAGAAGUCGUGAAAGAGGAACGGACCCCAGAGGAUGUCAAGCAGAUUCAAAAGCUCACAGAACAGCUAUCCCUUCAACAAAAUACAUAUGAUGGUGCUCAAGACCAGCUAAAGCGUCUAACUAAAGAGAGAGAUGACAUCAAAGCAGAGAAGUCAAAGGUGGAGAUGAAACUUGUGAAUAAAGAAGUGAUCAACUACGUUGACGACCCACUCCUGGAGAAAGAGGCGGACCGGCUGCGGAGGGACUAUCGCGAGGAGCAGCAGAAGCGUCGCACCACCGAAGAAAUGGUCUUCGACCUCCAGAACAAGUACAUCCAGCUGGAACGACAGAAACCGGAGGAGAAGGUAGUGGUUCAGGAGGUGGUGCGCCUCCAGAAGGAUCCAAGGCAGAUGCUGGACCACGAGAGACUUGGCAAGAGCUUGGAUGAUGAAGUCAAGUCUCGCAGGCAGCUGGACCAAGAGGUACAGCAGCUCAGAGCAAGAGUGGAGGAGAAGGAGAGGAACAUUCAGCAGAGUGACGAACAUAAGAAGAAAAUCCAGGCGGAUGCAGAGCUCAGAGAAGUCAGGACACGCAUUCAUGACCUGGAGAGCGCCCCUCCACCUGUUGAGGAGAGCAUCGUGAUGGAGGAGGUUCUUAAGGUGGAGAGGGAUCCAAAGCUGGAGAAAAUGUCCAACGGACUCCGCACAGACAUGGACCGAGAGAACAAUGAGAUUGUACGCCUUCAAAGAGAAAUGAGACACCUCAAUGCCAGGCUUGAUGUCCUGAAGCGGGAGAAGUCUGCUGAGAAGACGGUCUACAAAGAGGUGAUCCGUGUAGAGAAAGACCAAGCGGUAGAGGCUCAGAGGUCCCAUCUGAGGGAGCAGGUGACACAGCAGACUAACGCCCGACGAGACUUGGAGGAUGAGAUUAGGAAGCUGACUGAUAAAUUGGAUCGCCUAAGAAAUCGAAGCACUAGCACUUCACAGGAGGAGACGAAUCUUAUCCGCAACACGGAUACUCUACAGAAAGAGAAGGAGAGACUCCAGCGUGACCUGAAAAACCUGGAAUCGGAGAAACAAGACAUCGGCGUCUCAUUCCAGCAGCAGUCUCGACUGAUGAGUGAGAGAAACCAAACGACCAGGCAAAAGAGCAUCAGGAUGGAGACGGACAUUCAACAUCUGGAAAGGGACAUCUUGGAUGAAAAAGACAAGAUUCACAAGCGUGAAAACACAGUCAGGGAACUUCAGAACAGUUUGAAGAAAGAAGAUCACGUAGAGUCUAGAACCAAAGAGACCAACCUCUCCACCAAAAUCACCAUCCUGGACCCUGACACAGGGAAGGACAUGUCGCCAUAUGACGCUUACCUAAGAGGUGUGAUUGAUCGUAAACAGUACCUGCAGCUGCAGGAGUUGGAAUGUGACUGGGAGCAGGUCACCACCGCGGGGCCAGAUGGCGAGACUUCUAUGCUGCAGGACCGCAAGAGUGGCAAACAGUACCCCAUCAAAGAUGCUUUAAAGGAUGGGAGAGUUACCCAAGAACAGCUGGACCAAUACAAGGAUGGUAAAAUGCCCAUCCCAGAGUUUGCUCUUCUUGUUGCAGGAGAAACCGAAAAACCUCAGCCCAUCAAAUCAACCGCAAGCAGGCACUCCUUAUCCAUGCUGAAUGACUCCGUCAUUGAAGGAGACUUCCCAAUAAGUGGCAUUUAUGACACCCACACUGAAUCAUGUCUCUCAAUACGCACUGCCAUGAAGUAUAAGAUGAUCGACACCUCCACGGCUCAGAAGCUGCUGGAGGCGCAGGCUGCUACGGGGGGUAUUGUGGACAUCACUAACAGGGAAAGGUACUCCGUGCACAAGGCAGCAGAGCUGGGCCUCAUAGAAGCAAGCCAGCUGCAGCGGUUGCUCAAUGCUCAGAAGGCCUACACAGGAGUCGAGGACCCCAUCACCAGGGAACGUCUCUCGAUUGGGGAGGCUGUCCAGAAGGGGUGGAUGCCCAAAGACACUGCCAUGCGAUACUUGGAGGCACAGUUCCUGACGGGGGGACUGGUGAACCCCAACCGAACGGGACGCAUCGACGUCGGAGAGGCCACAACGGCUAGAAUGAUCGAUAGCACCAUGCUGAGGGAGCUUCAGGAAGAGGGCAACCACGCUAAAGAGCUGACAGACCCCAUCACCAAGGAGAAGCUUAACUAUAAGCAGGCCAUGAAACGCAGCAAGAUAGACCCAUCAUCAGGUCUCCUGAUGUUACCGGCCUCCUCUAAAAAUUCCUCCCCUACUUCCUCAUUCCCCUCUUACUACACCCAUCGGUCUUCUUCACGUACCUGAGAUGUGUUUACAGUCAGAUUGGAGAGUACCCACACCCCUGUGCUCGCUCAGUUGUAAAUGUUACAAAUGAACAUGUUAAUAUAAAAAUAAAAUAAUAAUGUCUAUAAAUAUCUCAGGAAAAGUGGGGAAUAUUAUUCUGCUCACUUAAGGGGGUCACCACUAUUGCUGCUCAGAUGCUUGUUUACUCAUGAAGGAGAAGGUUAUUCUAGCUGAUUGUUAUCCUUAACACGUUUGCCUGAUUUGGGAUGAUGGGUCAUGGUUCAAUCAUGGUUUGAAUGUCAAUACUUUCAUAUACAAUUUAAAGGCUUUCUCUGAUAUGCUGUUAUUACUUUGUUUGAUAUUGUAUGAAAAAUAAAUGUAUUAAUUAAAAAGUCAACUCUAUGGCCUUUGUUUGUCUAAUCAUUUAAUACCAGUACACACUUCACAUAACAUUAAACAUUAAUCAUUAAAUACCAGUACACACUUCACAUAACAUAUAGAGAGCAAAUGACAA